AUAUCCGUGAAUAAUGAGAAAAGCGAAGUUAAUCUUAACUGGCACAUAAUUUUUCAUUUGUUUUUUUCGUUUUGCCGUUUUCGUUUUGCUCUCGAGUGGACUGUCGUUUCGUGACGUUACCUACUCCGUUUAGAAACCGAAAGUCUAAUUGUUUAUGUGAUGCAAAUCGCGAAAUAGGUUUUUUCCCAGACAUACAGGUCAUCUAAGUUGAUCUGCGGGUGUUUUCGAGGAAUGAUCUUUGUUUACACGAAUAGGAAACCGUAACCUACUGCGGGAUUUUUCCCCAAAGCGUGAUCACCAAAUCGAAAGUAAACGAGUUGCCUGCAUUCAACAGUACCUCAUUCCGGAAGCGUUGAAUAACGAAAGUAACCUCCAUCGAUCUACGAUAACAACUGAAUUUUCCGCUUGACAAGAUCGCCUUCAAUCAGCUAACUCCUCGUGGAGCUUCAAGCUGAACAUGGAACCUAAAUUAGGAGUUGUAGUUCUCGUUUUCGAUCUUUUGAGGGUAGCUUGUCUCGACAGUCCGCCAGCUAAGCCGCUCUUGAGGUACAAUUAUCAAAGCGAGAAGUUCGUCCUCGGAGAUGAUGCUCUUCGCGAGCUGCAGUCCAUCCGAGGUCCAUUGAGAAUAAUCAGUGUCAUUGGGGACGCACGAGUGGGCAAAUCGACAAACUUGAACUUGAUCAGAUAUUUUCUGGAAGGAAAGAAAAGUGGAAUGGUUCAGAAUGUGUUUAAGACGAGCGAAAGCAUGGAACCUUGUACCUCGGGCGCGUGGAUGUCACUUCUGCGUGACGCGAACGGUGCUGACAACACCAUUUUAAUCGACACAGAGGGAACCAAUGUGGGGGACAACGAGGUCACCGAUUUACUGAGCAUCUUCGCCGUCCUUAUGUCUUCAGGUGUAGCGCUGUUUGCCAGGGAAAGAAUAAGUAAUCACAAUAUACAGUUUCUGUAUCGUGUGUCGCGUUUAAGCGAGCAAAUCUGGGAACAUGAUGAUGUGUACAGCGCCAACUCGCAUCCGGGACUUAUGGUGGUCCUACGAGAUGCGCUAUCGCCGUCACCAGGGAAGACCCUACAAACGGAAAUUGAAGAUACGGUGCUGAAUGGCAACAGUAAAUACGGACAAACCAUAAGCAGGCUAUUUACUCGCGAUCGAAUCAUAGUCAGAGACAUUCCGUUUGUAAAGGAUUCGAAACGAUUGACUGAUUUAGACCACGACUAUGCAAAUAUUGCUUCCUCCCUCGCGAAGGAUUUCAAAAGGUUUCCUUGCAAAAAAACUGUUCGUGGAGGAGUUAUGGAUGGCAAAAUGAUCGCUGAUCUCGCUACGAGACUUCAGGAAGCGAUUAACAAGAAUUCUUGGAGAGGAUUUUCAAAUGCGUACAUCGCUCUUGAAACAAACUUGUGUGACCGUCGAUUCAAAGAAAUCGUUGAACCGUUGCUGGAAAGGGACGUGGAUGAGAUCAAGCUCUCCAUUGACCAAGCAAUGGGCCAGUUUGCUGAGAAUUGUGCUGUAACGGAAGAAAUUCAAUUUACGCGUGAAAGAGUGGCCAGUGUUAUUGCUUUAAAAGAUGAAAUAAAGGAGAAACAAAAGCGUCUGGAACAAGAGAGACAGAGAAGACGACUAGAAGAAGAGAGAGAACGAGAAAGAGAAGAGAAGCGACGUAGAGAAAUAAUCGAACGAGAAAAAAGGCUGGAGGAAGAACGCACUGCGAGAGAGGAGGCAGAGAAACAGAGAAGAAUUCUAGAAGAACAAGUAAAGAGGGCUGAAGGACAACGAAGGGCGUAUGAAGCCCAGGCAGCAGCUCGAAGAGCAAGAGAAAGGGAGAAAAGAGACAUAGUUAGGACUGUUCUUGGCGGUGCCGUCCUGUUUGGAAUUUUUAGCGAUUCGCGCCUUAAAGAAAACAUCACAGCUGUGCCGCGUUCCAAGUUCGAGGAGAUUGGUCUCCAGGGCUACAGCUGGGUGUGGUCCAGAAAAGCUACUGAAGAACUGGGUAUGAGAGGAAAAGACAGCGGUGUUAUUGCUCAUGAGGUGGAGAACCUGUACCCGUGGGUAGUGGUGACGGGUGAUGAUGGGUACAAGAGAGUGUACUACGAAGCCCUUGAGGAACUCAUAAUCUUAAAAAAAAAAGGACACGAACUUUGUAUAGGAGAUAAUCACCUAAAGCAGGACUGCUUAAAGUUAAAAUAGGAUUUGCGAAAACUUUCACAGAACGGAAAUUUAGAAAAACAUCUACUUCGCAAUUUCAGCGCGAUUACUCGAACCGGGUCACAUGGAAAGAGUUAACCAAUCAGAACAUUACUUGAGAACAGAUUUUUUUGAUAUUCUCUCGCCAUUUCUCCGUAGGUAUUAGUUAAGAUAUCUCAAAAACAAGAUACAAUAUUUUAUUGCAGCGUUCGGUCCGCCCGACCUAACUCUGUCAAUAAGCAUUUUAUCGUAUGACCACUUGUGUUGAAAAUUCUGUUUAGUAGAACGCGGCUACAUAACAUCAGACGGCCGCGCGCGGGACAGCUACGAAAAAGAUUCUACAUUGAAGGUAGAAUUCGGCAAGAAAACCACAAUUCAUUGAAAAACACGGCUCAUUUUCUCAUGUCUGUUUUUCUUUAGAUUUAAAGUACACAAUUACAAUUCAUGUUAACGUGAAAUAUUGAAAAAAUAAACAUUGGUUGUUAAAAUG
Orbicella faveolata is the source of this 2672-nucleotide messenger RNA. RefSeq names its product guanylate-binding protein 4-like. NCBI's taxonomy places the organism in Eukaryota, Metazoa, Cnidaria, Anthozoa, Scleractinia, Merulinidae. Gene Ontology annotation, molecular function: GTPase activity; GTP binding. The record is from RefSeq and is a predicted model, not a curated record.